CACGUGAUCAAGGAUGCUGGCUUUUUUUUUCCUUUUUCUUUCCUGCUGGCUAAAGAGCGAGGAAUUUGAGCGGGAAACCGCUUUUCCGCCUGGGGCCUAGCAGGGCUGGCGGCGCCCUAAGGAGGACCGGAACGUGCCGUGCGUUGCUUUGGCGGUGUCUCCCGCGGCGCGCUUCUUAGUCAGGGUCCGACGCCAAAAGGGACGGGAGUGGAGCAGGAAUCAUCAAUUUGGAAAGGGAACGCUAUGAAGGAAACUUGUUCCUGUUGCCUGAAGUUGGCUGUUCUUUGGUGUGCUUUAUACUGUUGUCUGAAGUGAAUGCCCCAUUAAAAACAACCAUAAGCUAUGUUGGUUUGAUGCAGACUUAAAUCGCAAAAUGUAAAAUUAUUUUUGGAAAGGAAGAAAUUAUGACCAACAUUUCAAGCCAUCAUUCUAUUUUUGAGUAGACUUUAUUCAUCCAGCAUUAUCAGGAUGCUGGGUGCAUAUGGCAUGCAGAAAUGUCACCAAGAGGUGCUCAGAAAGAACCGCGUAUCCCUAGCAAGUCAACUAGUGUUGACGGAAUUAAUGGAACAUCUUAUAGAAAAAAAUAUUAUCACAGAAACAAUGAUGGAGAUGAUACAGGCGAAGUCUGGAAAUUUUAGCCAAAACAUAGAAUUCUUGAAUUUGCUUCCGAAGAGGGGCCCCAAAGCCUUUUCAGCCUUUUGUGAAGCUUUACGAGAAACUAAACAACAGCACUUGGAAGAAAUGCUCUUGAGCACUAUCCCCUGCCAUAGGACCGAGGCUAUAAAGCGACCUCAUUGUUAUGAUCAAAGUUUCCCGUUUCCAGUGCCUGAAUCCUGUGAAUCCCAGAAAAGACUAUAUCAGAAUAAUGCAGUGCCUAUGGAGCAUUCAUUAGAUGAUGGAGAUGGACCUCACUAUUCCCAGGUGAAACCAUGCACUCCAGAAUUUUAUCACACGCAUGCACACUUGGCAUACAAAUUGAAAUCACGCCCACGAGGCCUGGCUCUUAUCCUUAGCAAUGUGCAUUUCAGCAGUGAGACUGAUCUGGAGUCGCGUUCUGGAGGAAAUGUGGACAAUGCUGCUCUAGAUACGCUCUUCAAGCAUCUUGGAUAUCAGGUGUUUGUAAAACAUGAUCAGACUGCACAGGAAAUGAAAGAACAGUUGGAAAAUUUUUCCAAGCAUCCAGUUCACCAAAACGUAGACUCCUGCAUAGUAUCACUUCUUUCGCAUGGCAUAGAGGGUGGAGUCUAUGGAGUGGAUGGGAAGCUACUUCAGCUGCAGGAAAUUUUCAGUCUUUUUGACAAUGCAAAUUGUCCUAAACUUCAGAAUAAGCCUAAAAUGUUCUUCAUCCAGGCAUGCCGGGGGGAUGAGACAGACCGUGGAGUGGAUCAGAUAGAUGGGAAUGACCGGGCCAAUUCUCCUGGCUGUGAAGAGAGCGAUGCCAACAAGAAGGAAAAUCUUAAAUUACGCCUCCCCACCUGCUCUGAUAUGAUCUGUGGAUAUGCCUGUCUGAAAGGUACAGCUGCUAUGAGAAAUACCAAACGUGGAUCAUGGUAUAUAGAAGCUCUUUCUUCUGUGUUUGCUGAGGAUGCCAGAAACAUGCAUGUGGCUGACAUGCUGGUCAAGGUAAACAGACUAAUCAAACACCGUGAAGGCCAUGCCCCUGGCACAGAGUUUCAUCGUUGUAAGGAGAUGUCAGAGUACUGUAGCACUCUCUGCCAAGACCUUUACCUAUUUCCAGGGAUAGUUUCUGAGAAUUAAUUAUAUUGUUAUGAUCUUCAUGGAUAUCAGAUGAGUUCAAACUUUGUAUGACAGUGAAAAUUUGACUGAUGAGCUAUGGCAUAUGCUAUUUGCUUUCUUGUUUCUUUUUUUUAAAAACACCUGAGGUAUCCUAAGCUAUAACCUGUAAGUAAAUAAUGCCUGGCCAUGCCAAAUUUCUUACACCGUGUGCAGAGUUUGCUAAAAUUACUCUUCAGAGUAGGAUUUGGCCAUUGUUCUGGGGGUUUUCUCUCCAUGUGCCAAAAACUGAUCGAUGGGGAGCACUUUAAUGAUUUUAUGUAAGUGUUUAUAGAAAAUGUGAGUUUAAAAUUUCAUGUAAUUAUUUUUAUAAAGAAAAAGAUAUAAAACGUUUUUUAAAAGUUACACAUUGAAUUCUUUUUUAAUUUGAAUUGAUGUUUGGUUGCCCGUAGCAGUAGGCUUGAAAGGGAACCUUAACUCUAAAAAUGGAGGCUUUGCAGACUAUGAUGGCCAAGUUAGAAUGGUAGGCCAGUGCUAAUGUUGCUUUAUGCAUAUAGAUAAUUCAAGCAGUCACUAAGUUACUAGUUUUUGUUAUAAAACUUUUCAUUAUAUGCUUGCUGGUUACAAUAUUUUCUACAGUGAAAUUAGAUCAUUCUUGUAGAAAAUUGAGAGCAGGACUUGGAAAUAAUCAUAGUGAUUUUCAUUCUUCAAGAUGCUUCCAGUUACAUAAAACUGUAAGUUUCUAAGUUGUAAUAGCUUUAGGUUAUGAUUCCAACACUACCUGCUCCUUCAAUGAAUAGCAUUAGCUUGACUGAAAGGCUUCUGUUUGUUAUUGUGCUCAUUAUUUGUUUUUAAAAUUACCGAUCUGAAACAGUUUAUGAUUUAACAUAAACUGGAAGUGCUUUUAAUGUAGAACAGGAAAUAUUUUGCUCUUCUGCUUGUAAGGAUGCCUGGACCAGGCACAGGAUAGAAAGUAGAGAGGAAGAUUUUAAACCCAUUAUUUUUCAGAAUCUAGUUCUACUACUGUAAAUGGCCCCUUGGGUGGGACCUAUCCUGUCUUUGACUUUUCCAGUGGUCUUCGGAACAGAUGCAAGACAGUUUCCUUGAUAUGUGUGAAUAGACU
Notechis scutatus (mainland tiger snake) is the source of this 2857-nucleotide messenger RNA. It is a transcript of the gene CASP2, whose product is annotated as caspase 2. Gene Ontology annotation, molecular function: cysteine-type endopeptidase activity. The record is from RefSeq and is a predicted model, not a curated record. NCBI's taxonomy places the organism in Eukaryota, Metazoa, Chordata, Lepidosauria, Squamata, Elapidae. Gene Ontology annotation, biological process: regulation of apoptotic process; proteolysis.